This is a messenger RNA of Hevea brasiliensis (rubber tree), 565 nucleotides long. Its product is annotated as calcium-binding protein KRP1-like. NCBI's taxonomy places the organism in Eukaryota, Viridiplantae, Streptophyta, Magnoliopsida, Malpighiales, Euphorbiaceae. Gene Ontology annotation, molecular function: calcium ion binding. The transcript has a single exon. The coding region runs from base 107 to 448 and encodes 113 amino acids. The record is from RefSeq and is a predicted model, not a curated record.
UCGCUAUUCUCUUUCAAACCUAUAUAUAUGCACCUUUCCCUGCUCAACAUUUUCAAAUUGCAAGCUUUGAAUCCUUGUUAUUAUUACCACCAUUUAUUUGUUUCAAAUGGCAUCGCGAAAUGGGGUUGUCUUUGAAGAUUUCUUUCCAGCCAUGUUGGAGAAGUUGGGUGCCGAUGGAUUUAUGAAAGAGCUGUGUAAUGGGUUUCGUUUGUUGAUGGAUGGGGAGGAAGGUGUGAUCACUUUCGAGAGCUUGAAGAGGAAUGCCAACCAGCUUGGGUUGCAAGAUAUGAGCGAUGAUGAAGUAAUGUGUAUGUUGAGAGAAGGUGAUUUGGACGGAGAUGGAGUUUUGAAUGAGAUGGAGUUUUGUACUCUUAUGUUCAGGUUGAGUCCUGGUUUGAUGAGGAGUUCAAGAAAAUGGCUUGUAGAAGCUCUUGUUAGUGAAAUGUAGGCUUUUACAUUAUUAAUGUUUCUUGUUUUUGGGGCAAUCUUUUCUUUCUUUUUCCCCACUCAAUCUAUUUAUAAUUUCCAGUUUAUUAGAAAUGAUCAGAUGUUAAUUCCAUGUUUA